AUGGCUGACCAGCUACCCGAAUUUCCCACCGACGUCGAGACUGCACCUUUGCUUCGUCUGUCACUCCUCAAGCUCGUAAAUCACCAGCCUGACGAAGUUGAGCGAUUUAUAGGAGCAUGCCGGGACUUGGGUUUCUUCUAUCUUCAUCUUGACGGCCCUGGUGACACCAUUCUGCAAGAGUCUGAGCGUCUCUUUAGCCUGGCCAAAGACCUGUUCGAUCUACCGCUCGAGGAGAAGAAAAAGUACGACUUUUCGGCAGAAAAGACCUACUUUGGCUAUAAACAUCUAGGAGGCUCUGUUGCGGAUAGAACCGGCAGGCUUGACAGAAACGACAACGAGCUAACCAGCGACCAGAUCAGCCGAGACGAUAUACUGGGUACAUCAAAGCCAUGGCCUGCGCCUCAGGUAGUUGAGAAGGAACGACUGUUUUUAAAGGGAUUUAUGACCUCCGCCCAGGAUAUCAUCCACCUGCUGCUCAGACUGCUCAAUGAGUUUCUCCAGCUCCCCCCAAACACCCUCUCCUCCAUGCACAGAGUCGGCGUGUCGAGUGGCGACCAGGUCCGGCUCAUCAAGGCACCGCCGCAACCCCUGGAUGACAAACAGAUUGCCCUCGGCGAGCACACGGACUUUGGCAGCCUCACGAUCCUCUUCAACCGCCUCGGCGGGCUUCAAAUCCUACCCCCCGGCGAUGGCGCCGCCUGGACCUACGUCAAGCCCCUUCCCGGCCACGCCAUCAUCAACGUUGGCGACGCGCUGGUCAAGUUUACGAAUGGCGUCCUGCGGUCCAACAUCCACCGCGUCCUGUCGCCGCCGGGAGCGCAGGGCGACCACGCCCGGUACUCGGUGGUCUACUUUAGCCGGCCGGAGGACGACGUGCCGCUGAAGAGGCUGGAGGGGAGCGCUGUGAUUCCACCGCUCGAGGACGGCGUCGAGGAGGAUGCGACGACGAGCAAGGAUUGGAUUUUGCGCCGUGCGCUGGGGUCUCGGCCCAAGGUCGUGGGGGAUGAUGCGUAUGAUUGGAGGAAGAGCUCUGGGACAGAGGAUAUUUCGCGGCGUGCUGGUAUUACUGCCUCGACGACUUGA
Molecule: messenger RNA, 1083 nt
Organism: Cordyceps fumosorosea ARSEF 2679
Lineage: Eukaryota; Fungi; Ascomycota; Sordariomycetes; Hypocreales; Cordycipitaceae
Product: oxidoreductase
Exons: 2
Coding region: 1-1083 (360 amino acids)
Molecular function (GO): dioxygenase activity
Source: RefSeq, a predicted model, not a curated record